AUGUCUGCUUCCCAAACCCUAAUUCGCAACUUCUCCUCCUCCUCCUCUCGCCUCUUUAAAUCCGCCGUUGGUGGCUUCAACCAGUUACCAUGUCGAAACUGCCAGUGGUUCUCCUCGGUCCCAGAUUUCUCCCCGCCCUUCCCUGCCGAUGCCGACUCCUCGUCUCAGGUGGAGGCCUUGGUCGUUAGGGUUAUUGAAGAUGCGGUGCACGGAGUGAUUGUUAGCCGAUCUACUCCUACUUGGUUGCCUUUGGUUCCCGGUGCUUCCUAUUGGGUCCCUCCCAAGCGCCGUGACUAUGGAGUUGCUCAGCUCCUCCGCAGCCUCCGCAACGCCCAUCUUCACGAUGUUCACCAUGACCACCUCUUCUCCCUUAUCACUUCCCGCCGCUCCUGGCCUUCCUCUGAUUUCUACCUCCGCCAAUCCACCUCCGACUCUCCUGAUGAAAGUGAAGCUGAAGCAGAAGAGGAGUUAUCUUCAGAAGACCUGGAAUGUUGA
This is a messenger RNA of Oldenlandia corymbosa var. corymbosa, 495 nucleotides long. The record is from the annotation of a GenBank genome assembly. Lineage: Eukaryota; Viridiplantae; Streptophyta; Magnoliopsida; Gentianales; Rubiaceae.